Messenger RNA from Olea europaea var. sylvestris, 3102 nucleotides. RefSeq names its product SAFB-like transcription modulator. The transcript has 6 exons. The coding region runs from base 420 to 2846 and encodes 808 amino acids. Gene Ontology annotation, molecular function: nucleic acid binding. The record is from RefSeq and is a predicted model, not a curated record. Lineage: Eukaryota; Viridiplantae; Streptophyta; Magnoliopsida; Lamiales; Oleaceae.
UCGCCCGAUUAUCUCUCAUCUCUCCACAUGCUUAUGUACCUUUUCUCCCUCACUACGAAACGUCGAAACCCUAGAUAAAUAUAAUUUUAAUUUGAUAAAAUAUUUAAAACCUAUUCACUUUCAACUCUAAUUUUCUCCUAUUCCUUCUUUGAUUCUUUUCCUCCCAGGCAAAAAUGGAAUUUUCCUCAUAAUAUGACGUGCUGUUUUUAAUUAUCUCAAUUAAUUUUAUCUCAAGUGUUUUUCAAUAAAAUUUCUUUCUACGGGGUUGAGAUUUUGUUUUGAAUUGUAUUUUAAUAGAUUUUUUUUUUAUCCAGCAACCGGUUUGUUGUUGUAUUGGAAUUAGGUUUCCUUAUAGUGGUUUGGAGAAACGAAGGCUCUCAUUUUCUGCUCCUUCUGCACUUGGUUGAUGAGUGGGAAAUAUGUCAACUCAAUACCCUAUCCUUGAUAACCGUCCAAUCAAUAAGUGGAAGGUGACUGAGUUGAAGGAAGAGCUUAAAAGACGAAACCUGAAGAUAACUGGAUUGAAGGAUGACUUGGUAAAACGAUUAGAAGAAGCGAUUCGAAAUGAGUGGGCAACUUUAGACAUACAAAAAGGUGAUAUUUUAGAUCAGGAGAGUAAACCUGUUGAUUCUAAUAGCACUAUCAAUGAAACCAUAGCCCAGCCCACUUCUGCUGAGGGAGCACAUGAAAGCAAUAAGCUUGAAGAGGAUGAAAUUGUGAAGACAUCGCACAAUGAUGCUGUUCUGGUUGGGGAACCAAGAGAUAUAGAGGCCUCCAUGGAGAACAGUGACAUUGCUAAUGUGGCUUUUGGUAAUCUGACAAUGCCCAGCGAACGAAGACUAGAUGACGGUGAUAUUACAGGGGACAAUGACAUAUUGAAGUCAUCCAGUAAGGAGGCACUUGAAAACAACAAAGUUGAGUCUGGGACCGAGGUUCUGAAACAGGGCAAGAGCAAUGAUAUUCUUGUUGAGGAACCAGGGAUGGUAAACAUUGGCUUUUUACCUGUGGCUGUGAGUGCCCAGAUCACGUCCUCUGAUAGAACACUUCAGGAUUUUAACACUAAGGUAGAUGGUGACAACACUUGCGUAAUGUCAAUUUUAUCUGGAGAGAGAUCAAUAGAAAACCAGGAUUGUCAGGUGGAUAAAGAAAUUUUCAAGCCUUUGCAGAUGGAUACUGAACGCAACGUGUCCUACACUAGCAACCAACUGCAUGGGGUGUCCUAUCCAAGCAACCAGGUGCAUGAGGUCAGCUCUAAUAUAGAGUUUCAGGUGAAAUCUGAAUCAAUUUCUACUGAUACUUUGUCAUUUAAUGAAAAAAAAGAACUAAAAGAUAAUUUGAAUGCUGAUAAUGUCCAAUUAGAACCAGAAGUUGCUAGGACAGAACUGAUGCAACCAUCGUCCAGUGAAAAAUUUUCACACCAUGACAUUUUUCAUCGCUUGGAUGAUAGAAUGACAGGUGUUAAUGAGGGUUUUGUUGGAGAAGCUGAUGAUGAAAAAUCUAGAAUCAUGGAAGUUAGCCAUAAAAAUGUUAAUUUAGAUAUUAACAGUUCAGAUAACGUAGGGGAAGAUAAUAAGCUAAUUCAUGUGACCAUACCAAAAUAUAGCAGUCCAGAACAUGCGGCUGAGCCAGAAAGGAUGGAAUCAUCUGCUGAAGAGAAAUUUGGCUUUGCUGAUUCUACGAAGAAAGGAAUUUCACAAGACAAUAAAUCACCUGAUUUUGAUGCAAAAGUCCCUGAUGGGGAUCACCUGGAAAAAAUAAAUUUAGAGCAAUCUUCAGCUGAUGAUUCCAUGGAGGAGGAUGUAUCGGAGGCGCGGCACUUUGUCUCUGAUCAAAAUGCUGCUGAAAUUAGCAAAAAGGCUGAGCCAAUGGAUGAUUCUGGUACAGUAGAAAGUGGCAGCAUUGAUGCUAUGCAUACUAAUAGGUUGGAACCUUCUCUUGAAAAUGAGAAUAAGACUGCUUCUGAUAUUCCUUCAGACAAGUUGGAAACUUUUGAUGAAAAUGAGGAUAAGAUGGCUUCUGUUUCCGAUAAGAGAAGGUUUCAAGCAGCUGUAGCUGAUGAGAAUGCGCCUCCAAAGAGACAGCGUAGAUGGAAUAGUGAAAAUGUUAAAGUACCAGAACAACAAAGCUCAGGAGUUUCGGUUACUACAACAUCGAAUAGUUUAUUUUUGGCUGUUUCAGAAAAGCCGAAUGUUGCUGUACCUGACUCUGCACUCGAGCAAGAUGCACCAAAGGAACGCAUUGUACCACCAUCAGCCAAAACACCCACCAAUUCACUCCGAAUUGAUAACUUUCUGCGCCCCUUCACAUUAAAAGCUGUUCAAGAGCUUCUGGGCAAAACCGGUAAAGUUUGCAAUUUUUGGAUGGACCAGAUCAAGACCCAUUGUUAUGUGAUGUAUUCUACAGUAGAGGAAAGUAUCAAGACUCGAAAUGCUGUCUACAACCUCCAGUGGCCAACAAAUGUAGGGCGGCUCCUGAUUGCAGAUUUUGUUGAUCCCGAAGAAGUGAAACAGCGAAUCGAGUCUCCCUCACAGUUUGCUGCGCUUCCUGUAAGUACGAGCCCUUCAGUGGUUCCAAUACAGACUCCAAGCCAGCCAGCACAACCUUGCCAACAGGGCCCAAACAAGCAGUCCGAGCGUCGACAUCCCUUAUCACGGGAUAUUCCUGCUUCCGGUGCACCUAGACUGAACGAGCGGUUAUCCCGGGCACCAUUAACAGUUCCGGAAGAAGUAGAUCCCCCAACUCUUACUUUAGAUGACUUGUUCAUGAAAACCAAAUCCACCCCCAGAAUCUAUUACUUACCAUUAACUGAAGAACAAGUUGCUGCAAAGGUGCAAAAGAAAGAUUGAUGAAGGCAUGUUAAACUUUGGUGUUUUAAGGAGCCUUGGUUAAAUUAUUUAGUUUAAGUAGGUAAUGACUUCUUAGUCCUUUUAACCUUUUAUUCAGAUUUGAAUUUUCAACGUGUAAAAUUUUCAGACUGCACGAGGGGAUUGAGUACAUGUUCCUGCACUUUGAUUCUGUGUUCGAUGUACUUUAUUAGACAAGUUUGGAUAUCAUUAAGAAUAAGAGUCGUGUGAUGAGAUUUGUAUUUUUGUCCUCCAUCAA